Molecule: messenger RNA, 4014 nt
Organism: Gadus morhua (Atlantic cod)
Lineage: Eukaryota; Metazoa; Chordata; Actinopteri; Gadiformes; Gadidae
Product: transcriptional repressor p66 alpha
Exons: 11
Coding region: 182-2791 (869 amino acids)
Biological process (GO): negative regulation of transcription by RNA polymerase II
Cellular component (GO): NuRD complex
Molecular function (GO): sequence-specific DNA binding
Source: RefSeq, a predicted model, not a curated record
CGCAGCGGCUCCAUGUGUGUUGAGGCGCAUUAUUUGGCAACAGAGGCGGCAGCGGGGAGGGCCGAAAAAAAGAGGAUAUCCCCUGGAUUUUUAAAAAGCAACGAUUUAUCGAGGUUAAUUGCAGAUAAAAGAUCCCCUGGUCGACCAUCGGGGGAGAACGGGUCCCAAAUCGACCGAGAGGAUGUCUGAAGAGGCGGUUCGCCAGACACGCAGCCAGAAGAGAGCGCUGGAGAAAGACGCCCCGGCGGCCCCCUCCGAGCAGUCCGACACCGAGAGCGACAGCAAGAAGCCCAAGAUGGACGACCUCGAGCCAGGAAACCAGUCUGCCCAACCAAACCAUGACGUCAGUCCUGCACUUACUGAUGAACAGAGUCCAUCCCGGGUUGAACCCGAGGCGGCGGAGAGUCGUGAGGAACCUGCGCUGAGCCGGCUUCUGCUGCCUUUGGUGCCGACCGAAACCCCUCCGCCGACGAAGGAGGACCCAGAGCAGACCCCGACUCCGAUCCUGACCCCUACCCAGACUCUGAUCAAGACCCCGAUCCAGGCUCCGAUCAAGACCCCCAUCCAGACCCUGACCCCGAUCCCGAUCCAGACCCCGACCCCGAUCCUGGCCGCGACCCCGAUCCCAAUCCAGCCCCUGAUCCAGACCCCGACCCCGGCCCGGACCCCGACCCCGACGCAGAUACCGACCUCGCAGUCGGUUGAACCCAUCCCAGACAACCGGACUGACCAAAAGGACCGGGCCGGCAGGGUAAAGGCAGAACCCGCCGUGGUUGUUGAUCCCCGGAGCCGGCUCCGCCCGGCAGAAGCGAAGGGGUCUGGCGGUAUUCUGGCUGCCGGGGAGGUGAAAGCCACCAUUAAAGUGGAGGUUCAGACAGCGGAGCCUGUGGAUAUGAGCACCUCAAAAGGCAACAGCGUAAAGAAGGAGAAGCGUCCGCCAGCCAAUGACGACGAUGACGACGACGUCAUCAUCCUAUCAGACAAUGAAUCUUCCAGUCCACCAAUGAACGGCCUAAGCCACUUCAAGGAGCUGGACACCGAUCUGCUCAUGAAGAGCAGCCCAGAAGAGAGGGAGCGCAUCAUUAAGCAGCUGAAAGAGGAGCUCAGGCUGGAGGAGGCCAAACUGGUGCUGCUUAAGAAACUCAGACAGAGUCAGAUCCAGAAGGACACACUUCAGAAGCCCUCGGGCCUGUCUGGCUCCGCAGCUCCCCCUCCUCUGAUCCGGGGAACCAUUACAGGGAAUAAGCUCUCCCAACAGGUCAGCGGUCGCUUGACAAACCUACACACACAAGUAAUUGCGACAGGUCGUAGUUCGGGGACGGUUAUCCCUCCCCCUCUAGUGCGAGGCGGGCAGCAGUUGUCGUCCAAGCAUGGCUCCCAGAUCAUCAUGCCACCUCUCGUAAGAGGGGCCCAGCCCAUCUCUGUUUCUCCACAGCAGAUCCAGGCUCUCCGUCAGCAGCAGCAGCAGCAGCAGCAGCAGCAGCAACAGCAGCAGCAGCAGCAGCAGCAGUUGGCUGCUUCUGGUGGCCCUGGGUCAGGUCCCCCUCCCUUGCUGUUGGGGACCAGAAUCUCGGCUCCCGGCUCCCAGGGCCAAAGGGGUAUGGGCCAGUCAGGCCUCGUUAGGGUUGGCAAUGUUGGCAAUACUAACUUGCUGGUCAAUAUGUCACAGGCAUCGUCAACCAACUUAAAGGUCUCCUCUAUGACAUCCCAGUCAGGAAGCAGCAACAUGUCUGUGGUCAAUAUAAAUGAUACCCCAGCAAGCCGCCAGGCUGCUGCUAAACUGGCCCUGCGCAAACAAUUGGAAAAGACCCUCUUGGAGAUUCCUCCACCAAAACCCCCUGCGCCAGAAUUCAACUUCUUGCCCUCGGCUGCAAAUAAUGAAUUCAUCUACCUGGUGGGAUUGGAAGAAGUUGUACAAAAUCUGCUUGAUACUAUCCACAGAGGAAAGACGGGUGUUGCAACAUCUAAGCUUAAUCCCAGAGAACCCUUCACCUGCACCCAGUGCAGCACCGACUUCACCUGCCGCUGGAGGCAGGACAAGGCAAAGGGUGGGACCAUCCUCUGUGAGGACUGUAUGUCAUCCAAUCAGAAGAAGGCUUUGAAAGCGGAGCACACCAAUAGGCUCAAAGCUGCGUUCGUGAAGGCCCUGCAGCAGGAGCAGGAAAUAGAGCAGCGCAUCCUUCAGCAGUCCGCCUCACCGGUCUCCCACAGCACCUCCUCCACUUCCUCCUCCUCUUCCUCAUCCCCAUCGAUGAAGGCAGACCAGCUGGGCGCACAGCAGCUGAAGCAAGUCCAGGCGAGGGUGUCCUCCAUGCAGCAUCAGCACCAUCACCAGCAUAGUAGAGGACAGAACAUCGUUCACCACCACUCUUCCAGCAUCAAGCAGAGCCCUCAGGGCCAGCUGUCCCGAGGCACUGUUUCGUCCAUGGGGGUGAGGGGAGUCCCCCACUCGUUCUCCUCCUCCUCCCAGCUGCAGAGCGCAGUAGCAGCCGCGGCCUUGGUCAACCGGCCUGGUAAGCAUGCCCAUGUGUCCCGCCCCUCUGCCCAGAGCUUAAAGGUGAGCAGCAGGGGGAUCAGCGGCAGAAGCAGUGUCAGCGGACACGGAGGUAGUGCAUCAGCCAGUGCAUGGAAGAAGCAGAGCGACAGCCACACAGGAGUAACCAUGGCUUAUGUCAACCCAAGUCUUUCCGGCCAUAAGACCUCAUCCACCGUCGACGCUCGUCAGAGGGAGUACCUUCUGGACAUGAUUCCAUCGCGCUCGAUCUCCCAGACAGCAAACACGUGGAAAUAAAGUGCAAAAAAACUAUCUCAUACUAUUCAUUGUUAUUGAAGUUACUACUUUUUCCUCAGUUCCCAUAAUAUGGUCCACAGCACUCCCCAGAGGACGGUUAAGGAAGUACUCACUUUUAAAACAAAUGUUUUUGCUUACCUGUUAUGGUUUAUGUUAUAGUUUCCUCUAUUUCAACACUGCUUUUAUUUUUAAGAUCACUGUUUGUGGAUCAUUGUGCAAGAUUGUUUUUACUCAUUUACGGUUAAGAACAUACAAAGUAUCUCACCUGUUUUGUGAAGGUGACCCAGUUUUUAAACAUACAAAACACAGUGUGUGCACACUUGUACACGCUGUUACUGUUCUUUAGUUCUAUGUUGAGGUUCCUCCUGGGGAAAGAUAGCAGUACUCAGUUUUUUGGAGCGUACACGACUUACCUCUGGACAAACCCAGCAAAGAGAUUACACAUUCAUGACAUUUUUAAGUCAAAUGAAUACAUUACUUGUGUAUACAUAGGUAUAUAUCUAUAUAUAGAUAUAUAUCUAUAUAUCAGAAUCAGAAUCUCUUCAUACCCUUAAACAAACCCCCUUCACGUUAGGGUUUAAAGACGAUCAGAUAGAUUUGAAAAGCUUUCAGCACAUAACCCCUGUAGUUGGAAGGUUUGAAUUUUCUUUGUAUUUACUUUAAGUUAUUUGUUAUUUUUACUGUUUAAAUUACAAUGUCAAUUGUGGAUUUUGCAAGAAAAUUUUGCUCUAGUUUAUUUUUUUCUGUCGGUUUUUACAGUGCAUGCCGAACUUUAAAUUUAUUCUCAGUUCAUUAUGUUCCAUAGCUCAAAGCAAUAUGGUCUUAUUUCUUUCUACAUCUGUAAUUACCAUCUGUAUUUUGCUUAAUUUACAAUAAUGUCAACCAUGUCAUUUUAUUUUGUGUGUGAGGGAAGUACUGAUGUUAAAGUCAAACUUGCAUAGCUGAAUCGGACAUCAGAGCCAGAGUUUUGCAUCUGAAUUUGAUCAUUGUCCUUCCAAUAGAUGGGGCCAAUGUAAGGCCUUAAAUCUAUGUAUAGGGCCGUUUUCUUGUAAAAAAAAAAACUUGGCAAUACAAUAAUAUUCGCUUGUGCCCCUCAUUGUACCGCAUAACUUUUCUGCUCUCCAUUCUGUACCGCAAAGUACAAACUAAUGAUAAUGUUUGUUUGGUUUAUGUUUUUCUCCCUAGCUCCUUAAGAAAUAAAAAAUAUAUACAAGUAAUUGUAA